AAUCUGUUUCGAGCGCGUUUAAAGUGGUUUAAAUAAUUUAUUAUCUAAAUAAAAUAAAUUGCAAUUUACACCAAAAGUCACGAAUGUUUUUCGAAAAAAUAAAAUACAUGUGAAACGAAAUUCGUGAGUCUGCAAUAACAAUAUUUAUUAGAUGUCCAGUUAACAUUACGCUAAAUGUUAUUGACCUUAUCAUUGUGUGUGUGUGCAACUUUUCAUAGAUAAGCAUGCACUUCUGAGAAUGUGUGCAGCCACAAAAUAUUCCUCGUGAAUAUUAUCCAUUUGGGCGGUAUUUCAACAAUAAAACUCAUCAAAAAUGUCUACAGCAGUUGAAAACGGUAUCAACGGUGGCGACGAAAAUCGCGGCACGACCUAUUUUUUUUCCAGAAGUAGGUCGAGCGCGUCAGCAUGGCAGCGCUUCAGUUUGUUCUUCUCGAUCUAUUGGAAGAGCUUACUGGUCGUGCUGACGCCCAUAUUGUUACUGCCCAUACCGAUCUUGCAGGAAGGAAGGGAAUACAGAUGUAUGUACGUGGUCCUCAUAAUGGCGGUGUACUGGGUGCUGGAGCUGCUGCCGCUACCAGUGACCUCUAUGUUGCCCAUAAUUCUAUUCCCAACUAUGGGCAUCCUGGACUCGGACAAGACCUGCGCAGCGUACAUGAAGGAGACCAAUAUGAUGUUCAUGGGCGGACUGAUGAUAGCCGCCGGGGUGCAGCAUUCGAAGCUGCCGAAAAGAGUGGCUUUGUUCACCGUCCAGGUUGUAGGAUGCUCACAUAGAAGAUUGAACUUCGGUCUGACAUUCGUGACCAUGUUCAUCUCGAUGUGGGUGUCCAACGCGGCCGCCACUACUAUGAUGGUGCCCAUCGUGGAAGCCAUUUUGGAAGUCUUGGAACAGCAAGGUCUUGGCGAUGUUUACACGAACAGAAAGAAGAAUCCGGAGAACGGAAAGGAAGCGAAACCAGCCAAAGACAACGUUGUGGAAGAACCACCAAUGCCGAGUGACAUAACGAUCUGUUACUACAUGAGCAUAGCGUUCGCGUCCACGCUGGGCGGCUGCGGCACGCUGGUGGGCACCGCCACCAACUCUGCCUUCAAGGGGAUCUUUGACACGGAGUUCCCGGAGUACGCGUCAAGCGUGAACUUCUUCUGGUUCAUGACGUACAGCGCGCCGCCCAUGCUGCUCAUGCAGCUGCUGGUCUGGGCCGCGCUGCAGGUCACCUUCAUGGGCAUGUUCAGACCUAACAGUGAAGCCGCUAAGAAAGUGAACCUAGCUUCGUCUGGCUCCAAAAACACUCUCAUGGUCAUCCGGGAGCAGUACAGGAACCUGGGUCCGGCUACUUUCCACGAAUGGUCGUCCGGCCUGCUGUUCAUCCUGGCGGUGUUCCUGUACAUCUUCCGCAAGCCGGGCUUCAUGUUGGGCUGGGCCGACGUCAUGACCAGCAUGAAGGUGAAGGACGGCGUGACCUCAAUGUUCAUCGUGGUGCUCAUGUUCAUCAUCCCCAUGUCCGUGGACUGCGUCAAAUUCUUCUCCACGUCCGCUUCGUAUGAAGAAUUAGCGGCUGCGAAACCUUCCCCCGGGAUUGUGACGUGGGGUAUUCUGAAGGACAAAGUGCCAUGGGGACUGCUUUUCUUGCUGGGUGGCGGUUUCGCGCUAGCCGAAGGCAGCAAGACCACAGGCUUGUCGGACAAGAUCGGACAAUCUCUAAACGGACUACAAGGCUUGCCUCACUGGCUGGUACUACUAGUGGUAGUACUUGUCACGCAGUUCAUCACAGAGUUCACCUCCAACGUGGCCAUCGCCAAUCUCAUACUGCCUGUACUCGCUAAUAUGUCGCGCCGGCUGUCCAUCGACCCGCGCUACCUGAUGAUCCCGGCCGCGCUGGCCUGCUCCAUGGCCUUCCACAUGCCGGUGGGCACGCCGCCCAACGCCAUCGUCGCCGGCGUCGCACACAUACCCACCUCGAAAAUGGCUGUAGGCGGCAUUGGGCCCAAACUAAUCACGACGCUACUCAUAUGGGCCGCGUACCCCACAUGGGGUACGUACAUUUUCCCGCCAUUAUCCGUCACCAACGCGUCCGCCGUCUCCAACGUAGCCAAAAAUCUUACUAUAAAUUGUGAUAUCACAGCUGAUGUAGUCAACACUGUGACGAAUUUCAACUGCUCUUUGCCUGCAGUAGUAAACACUACUGUCAGUAAUAUAGUAAGCUGUACACGGACUGUUUUUUAGAUUUAAAUUAAAACAUAUAGGGUAAAAAUGUGAAAAAACGUUGGACCUCACAAGGCAAUGCUGCGUUUAGUCACAGCGUCAUUAUUAUGUAUUUAUGUUUCAUUAUUGAUUCAGUCAACUCCGUCCAAGAAUACUCGAAUUGUAUAAAAAUUAUAUAUAAAUUCAAAUAAAAUAAAUAUAUAUAUUAAUUUGACAUGUAUACAUAUAUAUGUUUCAUUCGGGAUAUUUUAUACAAGCUUAAUUAUGUCAUCGUCGCAAAUGUUUUUUUUUUAUUAGAUAAAUACAUGGCAAGGUGUACCGUUAAUAAGCUGAAAAUAGCUCAAAAAUACUAGUAUUUUGACCAUUUUCGAAACCAAUUUUUAAAUCGAAUUUCUUUUGAACAUGAAAUUUUUUUUUAACGAUUUUCUAUCUUUAUUGUGAUCAAACAAGUUAUUAUUUGCUUCUGUGGGUCCAACAUAAUAGUAAUACCUAAGCGUGUAUCAUGUAUAAAAUAAAAGAAAAAUUAAAAGGAGUUUUUGAAGUCAGGUGUAAACAAUUCUCUAAAUAAAAAAAAACAGUUAUUUUCAAAUUGAAGGUGUGUCUCAGAUUUCUUUUUGAAAUUUCAAGCAUUUUUUGAGAAUAUAAAAUAGUUUGUAUCAUUUUUUAAAUACGAUAAAAUCCACCUGAUAAAAAUUUAGAUGCUUAAGAUGGGCUUUCGAAAAAGUGAAUAUACAAUUUUUACUAUAAAUGUUUGAAGAAUUUUAUAUUUUUAGCAAUUACUGUUCUUUGGUGCCACUAAACGCGUAUUUAUUUAUUUUAAUUGUUAUCUGCCAUAAGCAUUUUUUACAUAAGUCGGUCGCCAUAAUGUUAUAUGCAUAUUUAUAAGACACAGUCUAAUUAUUAAAAAAAAAUACUAGUUUAUGCACUAUGAUUUCAGAAAAAAUUAUACAUCAAAUGACUUGAAAUAUAGAACAAAAAAAAAAUAAUAAUAAACAAAUUUGCUCUAUUAUCUUUUGUAAAAAUAUAUUUUACUAUGAUCAUUUUAUAUAUGUAGUUAAAUAUUGAAACCUUAUUGACUAAGCGUAUAGUAGCUAUAUAAUUGUAAACAUGGUACAUGCCUUUCUAAAGACUUUUAUUUAGUGCCUGAAAUAUUUUAGAAUUUGUGAAUUUUUCAACGCAAUCUCGUAGAUUUAUAAAAAAAAAAAUAUUUUGAUAAACAAAUGUAUUAAAUUUUAUACAAAGAGUACUUAAAUUUUCAUUUUUAUUACAAACGUUGGUUGGAUUAAACUUUAAAAAUAAAAGAACAACUAUAUAUAGUGCAACCAUGAUAAAUUGGUUUUUCGUAAUCUCAAAUGUGAAAUCUCUGGGUAAAUACAUUCAAAUUUCGUAAAAAAAAUAUAUUACUUAUCCAUUUUUUUUAUAUAUUGUAUUGUAUAUACUUUAAAUAUAGCAUUUAUAAUGCAGUAAGAAAGGAGAUACACUGAAGGAAUGGAUAUUAUGCCAAAUAUGCUAUAUAUAAUAAUAAUAUUAAUUAAUUAUAUUAAUAUAUUGGUGUACAAAAUAUGGGCUGUCUUUUAGCUACCAAAAAUAAUAUUUAAAUUAAUUCUUGGGCUCAUUUGCCACGAAGAUAUUUAAAAAAUUGUGUCUAUUUUAAAAUAUAAUAUGUGUACAAGAUUAAGAAAUAGGAAAAAGUCAGCCUAUAUAUUAUGUAAAUAAAUUAUAGGACAAUGCGGGUGAGGACAUAAUUUUAUACUCGUAUUUAAAAAGAAAAUAUUUUUAAGAUUUAAUUGUAACACUUAAAUAGUUUUAAGCAUAUAUAAAUACAUUUAAUUAAAAAUUCAAGGCAUGUGCAUCAAAUUGUUGUCAAAAAAAUCUUAUAUUUUUAUUUAUAUAUAUAUAAAAAAAAGUAAAUUGAUUCUUUUUUUUAUAUUUUCUAACAACAUUUGUUGCAUAAACCUUAUUAUUAAUAUUUCAAUAAUUGAGAGGUUCCUAGGCUUCCUGUUUUAAUGCAUUAAGUGAAAUUUUAUUCAUUGGAUCUGAUCAAUAAUAGACGAAUUUAAUUUAACUUUUACAAUCUGACUAUUUUUACGGGACAGUUUCUUUCAUUACAAUAAUGAGUAAUAAGAUAAUGCAACAAUAAAAAAAAAAUACAAAGUUACCAAUAUCUUACAUUUUGUGAUUUUUGAAAAGUGAUAUUAUUAUUUGCUUUUGAAAAAUAUAUAUAACUAGCUAUAAAUAUUUUGUAUACCUACUUACAUUUAUAAAAAGUAAUUGAAUGCCAUCUACUGUAGUUUUUUUACAAUGUUUAAUAGUAUUACUUUAAUAACAUGUGAACACUGCAUUUCCAAGAUUUAUAUAUAUAUACCUAAAGAAACAGUCACAACGGGAAAAUAAACUUAUUUUCUUUAUUUAAAUGGUUUUGGAGCUAAUCAGCCAGUUUUUCUCUAUUCCAUUUUUGAAAAUACGUUUUAUGUGUAUCCUUGUAAAAUAAAUGCUAAAUCUGUAAAAUUAAGUGAAAUCCUCUAUUACUUGCAAAUGCUUUCGUUUUGUCCCAAUCUCAAUUUACAUAAUUUGACAUGGAUGAAUGAUUUUAUAUUAUAUUAAUGUAACUGGUUUUAUAUUAUAUUAAUGUAAAGGUUUUUAACAUUUUACGAAUAAGGGAUUGACUACAGAACAAUAAUGGUCUUAUGCACACAGUUUUCGACAUAAUUUACUUCUUAUUACGAUACAUUUUACCGUGUCAAAGAAACACAUGCAGGGUUUGAUUACAAACGAUUUAGAAUGCUUCGUCUAUUCCAAUACGGUUCAUUUUAGCUUACAUCUGUUGAGGUAAAAUAGCUAAAUGAUGCCUUCGUAUCAAGUGAUAACUAUUUCUGUAACAUUCUGAUAGUAUGCUAUAAAUUGUCACAAAUGUAUAAUCGGUGUAAAUAGGAGAGGUUUGUAAUUGUUAUUUGAAAUAAAACGUGUUAAUUA
Plodia interpunctella (Indianmeal moth) is the source of this 5173-nucleotide messenger RNA. RefSeq names its product I'm not dead yet (gene Indy). The coding region runs from base 314 to 2221 and encodes 635 amino acids. Gene Ontology annotation, molecular function: succinate transmembrane transporter activity; citrate transmembrane transporter activity. The transcript has 15 exons. NCBI's taxonomy places the organism in Eukaryota, Metazoa, Arthropoda, Insecta, Lepidoptera, Pyralidae. Gene Ontology annotation, cellular component: membrane. The record is from RefSeq and is a predicted model, not a curated record. Gene Ontology annotation, biological process: transmembrane transport; citrate transport.